AUGCCCGGGCGGGUGGACCGCGAGGGGGAGGUGGCCACAGCCUCCACGCUGUCGCGGAUGAUCUCGGCGGUGCCGGUGACCCCCGGGGGCCCGGCGCGGUUUCUGAUCUUCGACAUCCACGCGCUGCAGAUCCGGUUUUACUUCCAAGACAGCAUUCUGCCGGUGCUCCUCUCCGCCAUGCCGCUGCUGCUGAAUCUCUUGAAGACGCGCUUUGCGUCCGAGGCGGUGGCGGUGGCCUUCCCGGACGAGGGCGCCAAGAAGCGCUUCGGGGGCUUCUUCGAGAAAGCGGGGUAUCCGGUCCUUUUCUGCAGCAAGGUCAGGGAAGGCGAUAAGCGUGUGGUGCGCGUGGCCGAAGGGGACCCCAAAGGCAAGCACGUCUUUAUCGUGGACGACCUUUGCAACACAGCCGCGCUUGGAUUGACAGCGGCGCUGGGGCUCGGGCUGGCACUGGUGCUGGCGCUGCUGCGACGCCAGCCAGCGCGCCGCGGCGCAGUCAGCAGAAUGCCCGCGGGGUCGCCCUCGGUGUGGGUCGCCGUCUUCUCCCGGCGCUCGGAUGCCGCGGCGCGCGCCAAGACCCGCGCCAUGUGGCGCGGAGCCUGCGGGGUGGCGCGCUUCGCGGUGUGCCGAGGAGCAGACGAGGAGGGUUUGGUCGAGGAGAACCGCCGCUUCGGGGACCUGCUUUUGCUGGACUGUCCAGAAGGCUACGGCGAGGGGUUUUUGGUGCAGAAGCUCUGGGCAGCCUUGGAGGCCUUUCUGGCGGAUGAGUCGGAGAUCUUCAUGAAGGUGGACGACGAUUCCUUCGUGGCCUGGAGCCGCUUGUGCGGGCACCUCACGGGUCUCGGGCCGCCUGUGGACUUCUUAUACGCCGGGGUGCCGGACAUGGUGAACCGCAGCGACUGGUGGUUCAACAGCUCAGAAAGCCCCAACUUCGACCCAUGGGAGAAUUGGCCAUACGACUUCUACCCCUUCCACAUGGCAGGAGGCCCGGGGUAUCUGCUUGGCCGGUCCUUGGCUGCCGCGGUGCGUCACUUCAAGGAACCCCCCAUGUCCUGGAACGAGGACAAGGCCAUGGGCAUCGCGGUGAGCCGUGCCAGAGAGAGCGGGCUGCCUGUGCGGCACGUGUACCUGCACAUGGACGACGGGGAGACGGAGUCGGUGUUCCGGGGCCCCUGGAGCGAGUAUCCCUUCCUCUCGCAGCAUCAGCUCUCCGCAGAGUCCAUCGCCUGCAUGCAGAAGUUGGAGACCUCGGACUCCGGGCGCGUGGAAGAGUGCUACCUGCUCACAGCUUGGCUGCGGGAGUUAUUGGAGGAUUCGUGA
Messenger RNA from Effrenium voratum, 1317 nucleotides. Lineage: Eukaryota; Dinophyceae; Suessiales; Symbiodiniaceae. The record is from the annotation of a GenBank genome assembly.